This is a messenger RNA of Achroia grisella, 988 nucleotides long. It is a transcript of the gene Nacalpha, whose product is annotated as nascent polypeptide-associated complex subunit alpha. Gene Ontology annotation, biological process: protein targeting to membrane. The record is from RefSeq and is a predicted model, not a curated record. The transcript is spliced from 6 exons. Gene Ontology annotation, cellular component: cytoplasm; nascent polypeptide-associated complex. NCBI's taxonomy places the organism in Eukaryota, Metazoa, Arthropoda, Insecta, Lepidoptera, Pyralidae. The coding region runs from base 188 to 823 and encodes 211 amino acids.
UCUUAAUAUAUAAGUGAAAGAUAUUAAUUGUGUAGUGUGUUAAAGUGAUUUCAAGAUUUGUUAUUCCAUUAUUUACAUAAUUAGUAUUCGGUGAAACUAAAACCGCGCCUGUUUUAGCGGCAUAUAUUUUUUUAACAAAAUUAUAUAAUCUUCCAAUCUCAAGAUAACUGACACAGCAGACACAAAGAUGCCAGAACUGACAGAGCUGGACAAGGCUACUGCCUCCAUGACAGAGAAGCGCAAGGAAGAAACUGCAUCAUCUGACAGCGACUCAGAUGACACCAUUCCAGAAUUGGAGGAUGCUGGUGCACCAGGCACCGGGGGCAUCUCCAACCCAAUCGCUGGCAUUGAUAUCGUAUCAAAGGCGAAACAAUCGCGAGGCGAGAAGAAAGCCCGCAAGAUCAUGAGCAAACUUGGAUUAAAACCCGUACAAGGCGUCAACAGGGUCACCAUCAGGAAGUCAAAGAACAUACUGUUUGUGAUCAACUCACCAGAUGUGUAUAAAAAUCCACAUUCUGACACAUACAUUGUGUUUGGCGAGGCCAAGAUUGAGGACCUGUCGCAACAGGCCACCAUGGCGGCAGCUGAGAGGUUCAAGGCACCAGAGAGUGCUGCGGCCGGAAACGACUCCACAGCUACGGGCACGACGGUAGCGCCGAUAGCAGAGGAAGAAGAUGAAGAAGGUGUAGACGAAUCUGGCGUGGAUGAAAAGGAUGUGGAGAUAGUGAUGUCUCAAGCGAACGUCUCACGAGCCAAGGCCGUGCGUGCCCUCAGGAACAACCAGUCAGACAUUGUCAACGCCAUUAUGGAGCUGACAAUGUAAACAGUAGUCACAAUAUUCACAUUACUAGCUUUAAGUACGUGUUUCAUGCCGCGGCUAUGCCUGCGCGCCUACCGAUCCAAAGUUGGCCUCAGGAUGUGUGAUUGAUUGGCAACAUACGGAGUGUAUAUAGCAUUAUUUACUUCAUUACAAUAACAUUUAAUUGUC